ACAAAAAUAUAUUUUGUAACAUUUCACUUCAAAAGCAAUAGAAACAAAUUAUAUUUUGUUUAUUUUUGACAAUAAAAAAUAACUAAUAUAAAAUACAGUGUUAUGUAAAUCAGCAUAAAUGCAGAACUACUUGUUGGGGGGUUGAAAAUGGUAAAAGGGGGACCCUAAAAAUAUAAAAAACCAGUGAAAUUUCUUUCUUUUGAAUUUCAGGCUGAAAUAUGACCCCAGCGUGUUCCAAACGGACUGAGAUUCACCCACCUAGCCUAUAUUUUUAUAUUUUCCAUUUAUUUUUUAGUGCCAGUCUCUUGCUAAUAGUGCUUGACUAGUUUGAGAACGACACUUAGUUUCCAUGGAAACCGAGCUGUCAAAAAAAAAAAAAAAACUAGGACUACAAAAAACGAGGACUACAAAUGGGCCCAGCGGCAGCUGAACUAGCAUAACUGUCACAGAUGAGACGUCGGUCUGUUUGAAACAAAAUAUCCCUUUAUUGCUUAACACGCUUUUUGUCCAAAUAAAACCGCUCAGAGAAACAAUAUCAGUUUUCCUGUCGAGGAAGACAACGGACCUUCUAAAGCUAACAAUAGGCUCUUUAGAACUACAUUUCCCGACAGCCUCUACGCCGGCACGUCUUUGACGUCACAAUAAGUAUAUAUGGGUCCCGUACGGCAUUCCUUACUCUAUUGUUACAUUGUAACAAACCGGGGCAGAAGAGAGGCCCAUAGGGUCCUCGGGCCGACAGAUACUACACAUAAUUUUUUGUUUUUUCUUUCCUUCGGGGUGGAAGUAUAACGUUGCGAUUUGUCUAAACAUAGCGCAGAACACAACCACCUAUCCGGAGGGAAAAAAACCCCGAAGGCUCGGCUCUAUUUGGUCUUUUUGAAUGCAGGCAUUUUAAAGGAUCACCUAGAGAUUUUAUCUGCAUGUAUUGGAUGCAUCUACGACGGAAUUAGUCAUUUUUUUAGUGAAUGAGGUUCUUGUCUGCCUUCGUCUGCCCCGUUUUUUAAUCUUUACAGAGCUUGAUUGCAACGUUAAAUGCUCGCAUAGGCUUCUUGACACACAAACCCCCAUUUAUAGUCCAUGUCAAGACUAAUAUCCAUUGUUUACGAUGCUUAAAUGUUCGGACAUCACUAAAUUUUUCGUGAAUAAACUGCAAUUUCCUCUUUGGUCUGGCCAUUUCGAUGGGCUGAAGUCGCUUUUGUCUGUCAUUUUGUAACCGUCUAAAGCUGAAAUAGGCUCCAAUCCCCAAAGAAAAGAAAACCAUCCAAAUAAAGGAAGCACGGAACGAGCGACAGCUUCGCCGGUUUAAAGGCUCUCUAUUUCUGCCCAAGACGCAGUGUUUCCAUGGAGACAGUGUCAUCUCGCGGCCUGAAGCGCAGAUUUGAGGAGGUGGACAGCGGCUCGCCGUGUUCCACACCCAAAGAUUCAGAUGAUGACAUCUCCAGCAGUGACAGCGCUGAUAGCUGCGACAGUCUCAAUGCUCCCUCCAGCUCUCUAACACCCCCCUCCAUUCUCAGAAGACACAAAGUGUCUUUAGGUCGUAAGCAGGUACGCUUUGACGCGGUGACGGUUUACUACUUCUCCAGAAGGCAGGGCUUCACCAGUGUGCCCAGUCAGGGUGGCAGCUCCCUGGGCAUGGCUCGCCAUCACUGCGCUAUACGACAUUACACCCUUGGCGAGUUUGCACGAGAACAAGAGAGCAGCCACAAGCAUGUGCUGCGUCAACACCUACGCCAAGAAAAGCUCAAUGCUCGCAAGUUAAAGCUGACACGGAAUGGAACUGUAGAUUGUCCCGAAGCAGAAUUGCUUACCUUGGAUGACAUAUCCGAUGAGGAUCUAGACAUUGAGAGUGUGGAGGUGGACGAUUGCUUCUUCCUGCAGCCUCUUCCUACCAAGCGGCGCCGGGCACUACUGAGGGCCUCAGGUAUUGCCCGUAUAGAUGCCAGAGAAAAGGCUGAGCUGCGUGCCAUACGUUUGUCCCGGGAGGAAUGUGGUUGUGACUGCCGCUUCUACUGCGACCCUCGACACUGCGGCUGCAGCCAGGCUGGAAUUAAGUGCCAGGUGGAUCGGAUGUCAUUCCCAUGUGGCUGCACCCGUGAUGGUUGUGGUAACACUGCCGGCCGCAUUGAGUUCAACCCUCUUCGUGUGCGUACCCAUUAUCUCCACACUAUCAUGAAACUUGACCUGGAAAAGAGAAGCCUGUUGGGUGUUAGGUCUGGUGAGGACUGUGGGGAAGAGACAGAGCUAGUCUCCUCGCCAUCUCUGUCUCUUUCUCCCUUGGACUCGGAUGUGGAAUUGGAAAGCCAAAGAGUUCAGGAGCUGCAAGAGGAGCAAUGCGACAGUCUGGAGCGUGAGAACGAAACGGCCGUGCUUCACCUACAAAGUGCAGAGGAACGGGAAAGGAGACUGGAACAAGAGGAGCAGCAGGUCGAGGAGGAGCAGAACGCUGACCCAACCCUUUGCCUUCUGCAGGGUGCCCUGUCCAGCCAGGCUGGAAUGGAGGGCAUGGAAGGUGUUGAGGGUGUCCUUCUAGAGGGGCCUUUUCCUGAAGGUGCCACCCUGCUGUGUAUUACAGAGAACCAUCCAGAUGAUCAGACCCAGCAGAGGCUUCUCAAAGACCCUUCUUCUGUUCUCUACUAUCAGGUAGGUCACGUAGAGACGGCAGCCUUUGAGACGCUCCCAGCACAAGUAGAGGAGGUGGUGAGUGAAGGUGAUGAUCCAGAGACGGAGAGCGAACGGCAAAAACAAGAAACCUGCGGGCAGGAUUCGGCCAAGAGCUUGUCUGUCGAAGUACCUCCACCUUUCGAGGAUGGUGGCGAAGAACAACUUUGUCCAGAACAGGCCUCAAAUGACGGGGGAUGCCUCGAGACAUGCCUGGCACUGGAUGAAAAGGCAGUACAACUUCCUCCUGAAGUGUAGAGCCCAUCACCUCUGCAGAUGUUUUGCACAAGUUAGUCAUUAAAUUCAAAGAGAACCUACUCCACACAGUGCGAUAUCUUACAAGACUGCAUAAUGUUAUUAAAUGUUAAAGAAACAAAGUUACCUUCAUGGGUUUGUAUCCAUUUUAGCUGGAGAUAAGCAUGUACUGUGUUUGAAGUAGGUUGUCUGUGGUAAAAUAAGUUAUUAAAAAGAAAAAAAUAGAAUAAUUUAUUUACAAAAGAAAAAAGAAACUCAAGAGAAGCAGAGAUCCUGAUCUGACAAGUGUUGUUUUUUCCAAUAUGGUAUCGGUUUAUUACUUGAUACUGGUGGGAAAAUGUGGCCUUUAUGUCGAGGAGCAAGCAUUUUCAGGAUUAUCCAGCGGCUUCUUAUGGCCUUUGUAGUUUGUAUAGUUUCUGAUAGCGCACCCCGAUAACUAAUUGGCACUAACCUGAGGGUAUAUACUAACGCUAAGUUCACGUUUCGUCAGAAUUACCGCAGUUAUGAGAUCUGAGCUCUUCAUAUACUCUGACUCAGUCCUAUAGCAAUGCUCAUAAUGCCAAAAUGUAUCCAUGCACAGCUUUGUUGCUUAUGACAGAAAAAUACUGUCGCUACAUUAACCUUGGAAUGGAGUUGUAUCAAAUUCAGAGGUUCCAACCUCAGAAUUACACAAGUUCCCAAAGACAUGGAUGUUUUUAAUACUCAGAAUUCCGUAAGUAUGGUAAUUCUGCCAGGGCGUGAAUGCAACAUUAGUAAUAUGCACAUGGCUAAUGCUAACGCAGUGCUAAUGCUAAGAGAAGGGGUUGCUAAUUUUUGAAGAGGCUGCUGUUUGUAGCAUCCUUCCUGUGAAUAGACCCAACAAUCCUGGAAAUACUUGGUUUUCAUGUACUGUACAAGUGUUUUGCUAAGAGCUAGCAUGAAGAUGAGUGAAAAAGCUGCUUGUUCUCUGUAUGCACGUUGAAAACUUGAUUCGUUUGAACUUGCUGACAGGAGGAUCAGGAGGAUAAAUGAAUGUGCAAGCCAUUUGCACAGCAGUUCUUUACUGAUUCAUCAUAGUCUUGACCUUACACCGUUUGAAGCUGUAGCCUAUCGUCCCAGUUCGUGGACAUUUAUUUAUUUACCACCGCUUUGUAUUGUGACGGCAAGGACAAUGUGUGUUUGAGUACUGUCACCUACAAUCAUUUAUGAUUUUUUUGUUUGUCUGUUUGUGUUCUUUUUUUUUUUUUAGGAGGGAAUGAGAUUGUACACAUUUAUUGCACAUUAAGCCUUUAAAGAUUACUGAAGAGAUUCUAGCUGUAAUUUUACUUCAGGUAGAAAGUCAAAAAAUUGAGUUCUGUGUGUGGGUGAAUAUCAUUAAAACAUGUCCAGGUCACAUUUCACUCCAAAAUCUAAAUAAUAAUAAUAAUAAUAAUAAUAAUAAAAAAACAAGACAUAACAUUUUACAUAACUAAAAUAAAGCCUUUUUUAGGACCAUAAAGAUUUUUUGUGACUUUUCUACAACAAUUCAGCACAUUUUACUUCCAAAUUUCAUUACCGUAGUGCAUCCACAUGUAUUAUUUUUAUUUUGCAGUUUUUAUUAUUCUCAAAUGGUGAUUCCUGUCCUUUUAUUAUACAGUUUUUUUUUUUUUACUUUACAGUAAUGAGAAGUUUGACAAUUGACAAUGAUACAAUGUCUUAAUGGUCUUUAAAAUAGGCUUUACUUUCUAUUUUAAAAAUGUAAUUGCUUGUUUUGUGCUGAAAUAUGACUCGUGACGUGUUCUUGACAUAUUUCGUGAGAUUGACCUGUAUGUGUUCAACCUUUAAACCCAGUACUUAAAAUCCAAGGUGAUCUUAUACAUCAUUUAAGCCUUUAUGUACUGUAUGACAAGGCAAGGAAGACUUUGGGGAGACUAGGCCUAUAUAUUGUAAUGUUGACGUACACAUGGGACUUUUGUCACACUAGGCCACAGUUUCAGUCCUGGUAUUUAAGCAACAUUACAAACCCUCAUUUUAACUCAUGUGAAGACCAUUCUCCUCGUCCUUUUUACCCUUGCUGUUCUUCCCUUUUGCAUUUUUAUUGUCCAUCCCUGCCACAUACCUCUCAUUUUAGAAUAGAAAUCAUCUUGAUGAAGAUUUUACCUAGAUGCUUUCCGUUAUAGUUGUUUUAGUUCACUCCUGUUUAAUGAUAGUUAAAGACAAAGUAAUAAUUUGAAUAGUUACAUGAAAAAAAUGGUGUCUUCAAAUAGUAUGAGUUCUGUGAUGUUGCUAAAUUAUUUAAAGAAACCCAAGAAAAUGGUCAUUUUGCAGUGUGUAUGUGUUUGUAUGUGUGCCAGAAAGAUUCUCGCUGAUUUGUGCGAUGAACCAGUGUUUGUGAGUGCAUUAUGGGUUCUUCAUAUUUCAAAAGGUGCUCUUACUUUCGUUUUCUCACAUUCAUAUUAACGCUAUAUGUAGAGAGAGAACAAAGAAAUGUUAAAAAUUCACACAUUGUUGGUUGUAAAUGCAAAUGUUGCCGUUAUCUCUCUGUUUCUGAUUUACUCACCCUCACAACGCGUCAUGGGUAAAGGAGAUGCUUCGUUAUAUGAUUACAUUAGCUAAAAUGGAGCAUGUGAAGCUAAUAAUGAAUUUGUUAGCAUGGUUGCUCCUCAUAUGACUUAGCCUUGUAAAGCUCCAAGCAUUAAGCUUGAUUCAAACCUAAAUCUGCAAUAAUUAUGAGUUUUGCAAAUGACCAAUCAAAUAAGAAGGAUUUUUGUUUUGUUUUAUACUGUUGCUGUGUUUAUAAAAUGUUUUUUCUUACUUUGUUUUUGCCUCAUUGUAUGUUAGCAUGUCUUUUAGUCUCAGUUUACUGAAUUAUCUUAAUGUACUGGCUCUCUGUAUGCCACCACACAUUCCUGCACUCGAAUGAGUUUUGUCUGUAGCAGUGUCUGAACUAGAAACGGAUGUAUCUAUAAAAAUGGUGGUCUACUCUAAGGGCCUGCUAUUGACCAAAACAUGGUAGACAGAAGUCACUCUUAUUUUUUGUUCAUGUUUUUGACGUAUGAACAUCCACCAGUCCAGUGGUCUAAAACCUAAUGGCUUUAAAAAGGAGGCUUGAACGUUGCACAUGCUAAUGUACUUGUAACUAAAAUGCUAAGCAUCUUUUUUUUGUCAGAUAUAUUUUUGUUUUCCUCCUUUUUUAAGUACUCAGAUUUGAGACCACUACAGUAACUGAAAACCAACUUACAUUAUGAUAGUGUGUAUGUGUGUGUGUUAGAGGUGCUUUAUUAAUAAGGCUGAAUGGAGUUUGAAUUCUACGCUGUAAGAGUGACUUACGCUAACUGUUGCCUACAGAGGAGACAAAACACAAAGUUUUAUAUGAAAAUGUGAGUGAAAUAAAAUCUAAAACGAAGAAAACAA
Megalobrama amblycephala (Wuchang bream) is the source of this 6285-nucleotide messenger RNA. It is a transcript of the gene csrnp2, whose product is annotated as cysteine-serine-rich nuclear protein 2. The transcript has 5 exons. Lineage: Eukaryota; Metazoa; Chordata; Actinopteri; Cypriniformes; Xenocyprididae. The record is from RefSeq and is a predicted model, not a curated record. Gene Ontology annotation, cellular component: nucleus. Gene Ontology annotation, molecular function: sequence-specific DNA binding; DNA-binding transcription factor activity, RNA polymerase II-specific. Gene Ontology annotation, biological process: regulation of transcription by RNA polymerase II. The coding region runs from base 1342 to 2916 and encodes 524 amino acids.